UUCCUUUUUUUUUUUUUUUUUUUUUUUGAGACAGAGUCUUGCUCUGUCACCCAGGCUGGAGUACAGUGGUAUGAUCUCAGCUCACCGCAACCUCUGACUCUUGGGCUCAAGUGCCUCGGCCUCCCCAGGAGCUGGGAUUACAGACGUGCACCACCACACCCAGCUGAUUAUUGUAUUUCCAGUAGAGAUAGGGUUUUGCCAUGUUGGCUGGUUCCAGAGCCUGUGUUCUGCUCCAUUACCCUUGUUGCCUGUGUCUAGUGUCCCUGCUGCUGGCUCAGCAAUGCCAGCCUCCUCUAGGUCCACCCCUCCACUCGGGCCCCAGAAUGGAAGCAGCAGAGUAGGGGCUGUGGUGAGCAACGAAGUGGCUGGGGGACAGGGGCCGCGGUCAGGGCUGGCCACGGGAAGCAGACAGGCAGCCAGCAGGGGGCAGGGCAGUCUGCACAGUGUCUGAUGCCUCAGGACUGUGAGCAAGGCUGGCUUUGGCCCCCUUGGUUGGAUAGUUCUUACAGUGUAGAGGUGUCUCCACAGCGGGGGGCCAGUGGGAGCGGCCAGUGGGUGUGCCCUGGGCAAAAAGCAAAGGCCCUGACUCCCCCAGGGGCAGGCAGAAGGGUCCCUGGGCCUUGGGACCAGAGGGCGGGCUCUGCUGCUCACUAGCUGCCUCACCCUGACCUUCACCUAAUUUCUUCAAGCUUCCAUUUCAGUGUCUGUAAAAUUCAGCUACUACCAGCUAUUUUUGUGGGAUUAUUACAAAGCUUAAAUGAGACAAGGUUCUGCAAGUACCGUGCAAAUUAUGAAAUACAACCCAGAUGCCAGUGGUUGGUGUCUGCCACUGAGCCAUGCCUGCUGGGUAGAAAGGAAACCCAAACUCCCUUGUCUCUAAAAACAAAAACAAAAACAAAAAAUAAAAACAAAACCCCACAAGACUCCAGACCUAGUCAUCAGAGUAGCUCAUGAGAUGAAACCAGUUUUCCAACUUUGCUUUGUAGAUAUCCUGGUUCUAGAACUGAAUGGAGCUUGGUGAAUAAUCAAGAAACUACACAGUCAGGUUCUUUGCAGAAUUGCUUUUUCUGAGCUGAGACAUGAGGUCAUGCUGCUGGCCUUCAUCAUAAUAAUGCCACCUGAAGCAGCCCCAUUAAACCUCCCUGGAGGUGUUUUGCAGGGUACCUGACUUGUCCUUCUAGAUCCCAUGUUCACGGAGCUACACACAAGAAAUUGAAGAGCGAAGGGUUAGGAAAAAGCUUUGAUUCCCUCAACAUCUGGGCGGGUUUUAUUAUUUUUUCAACCACAAAGAGACAUGCACCUGAUAGCCCCUCUCUUUUCACCUUACCUAGCAGGAAAGUCAGAGCUAAAUUUUCUUCAGCAACCACACCUUAGCACCUGUACAUCAUCUGCCCCCUAAUUCCUCUCCAUCUUGAGUCCCAUCUCUAACUUGUUUUUUGUGGUCCUGGCUUUUCAGUGAAUUUGCCAGUUCACCACGUGUGUUUCUGUUGUGAUCUGCCUCAAACCUUCUAGGGACUGAGGUCAGGGUAAGAGUAGUUUAAAAACAAGAUAAGACGUGGACAGUGAAGGGUGUGGCAUUGGGAGUACCCAUCCUGGGUCUUCUCUCCCUUCCUGUGGGGGUAACCUGGUAGUCUUGCCCACUGCCCCGGUUUAUUCACUGGGGAUGCAGUCCAGACAGAAAUGGGGCUUUGGCUCAGGGACAGGGAAGGGCACCUGGGGAGAAAGAGAUUUCCCAACCAGGCCUGUCACAGUAAGCAGCCAAGGACACGGAGCCUCCUGUCUCUCUCAGGCUGGGACGAGGGCUGCCAUUCUAGGCAUGAGAAUUUCCUCUUCCAGAGGCCCUACUCCUCACCACCCUCCAGGGCAAGGAUUAUUAUUAACUCAGCUUCUGGAGGGGGAACUGCAGAAUCUGUGAUGCUAGAAACACAGGACAGGUCCCCUGGAGCGGGGGUGCAGCUUUGGCCUUGAGCCCUGAGAAUGGUAGCCCCAAUUCUUCCCAGAUCCUCCUACUUGGGGCUUGCCUACAGUAAGGGUCCCAGAGCACUGCCAGCAACUGCACCAGUAUCACCUCUCUGGCUCUGGAUUCUUACCUCUAUUAAUACAGCCAAAAGCUGCACUCAGUGUUGGCUCAUAGGGAAUUAAGGGUCAAAAACCCCCAGGUCAUUUCCAGGUCACUAGUUUCAGAGGGCUGGCAGGCAUCACUAAGCCCCUUCCCUCCUUCUCCCCACCCCCACCACUCACCUCCAGCACGUUCUUCUUACUGGAUUUGUUUUGGGGGCCCAGCAGAGAGUGGCGCCCUUCAGCUCCACUGUGUAGUCGGAGGUAGAAAACUUGGAAGGCUGCCUCUGUGGGAGAGGGAGGAAGGUCACAGGGAGCCCUCGGCUCAGAUGUGUCUGCUGUGGCACUCUGACUCCAGGAAUAGGAUGGGCAUGGCCAGGAAACAACUCUGGGGAAAGAACUCCAAGGGUUCCUGAACCCAGAGACCCUGAUCUGUGAGGCCCAGAGGGAGGGGGCGUUAACCAAAGCAGUCCCUCCCUCAUCUCAGCAUGGUUGGGGAGGGGGCAGCGACCCUUGCCCUUAGAGGGAGAGUGGGUUUGGGAGUCAGAUAAACUGGGUUCAGAGCUUGACUGUACCAUUUACAAGCUGGGUGACCCUAGCCAAAUCCCCUCAUCUCCCUGAGCCUCAGUUUCCCCAUCUGUAAAAUGAAGAUAGCCCCUCAGGUAAGUGAGCAGGUCAUGUGGCACCUGGCCGGGCAGUGCUCAUUGAACAGCCAUUCCUUCCCAUCCCUAAUGCCUGGUGGUGCCCCCAGAUCUGCAGGCAGGCCCUGAAGUUUCUGUUGCAGAUCUGGGCCCAGCCCCUCAUCAACCUGCAGAUGGCAAAAGCAUCUCUGUACAAGCAUGUGGAGCGGAUGCACCUUAUCGGGAGGAGCUGGGAGCAGCUAAAGCUCCUGGGGGAUUACCUGGGCCCGUGCUGGAGCGGUGCCCUGAAGGAGCUCAGGAGGAGGCUCAACCACCGGAAUUAUCUCUUGGAGUCUCCGCAUAGGUUCCGUGUUGCUGACCUCCAGCAGAUCGCAGAUGAGGUGUAUGAAGGAUUCCUCAAGGCCCUGAUUGAAUUUGCCUCCCAGCAUGUCUACCACUGCGACCUGUGCACCCAGCACAGCUUCAUCUGCCAGAUCUGCCAGCACCACGACAUCAUCUUCCCCUCUGAGUUUGACACCACAGUCAGGUGUGCCAAGUGCAAGACCGUCUUCCACCAGAGCUGCCAGGCUGUGGUGAAGAAGGGCUGCCCCCGCUGUGCUCGCUGACGCAAGUACCAGCAACAGAACGUUUUCGCCUGAUGCCCCUCUGCUGAUCCCACUCUGAAGGCCGGGGGUGAGUGUGGCUCAGCCAUCCCAGCUGGGUUUCCUAUCAGCCCAGGAUACUCACCGUGUCACAGCUGUGUCCCCUUGUCAGGAAGACCUCAGAUGUGACCAGAGCACUGGCCUCCUACAGAAAGCCCAGGAAGUCCCCAUGAUGUCCCCUGGCCCUCCCCCCACCCCUCUGUUGCAGGAGGCGUGGCCACCACCAGAUGCUCCCUGUCUGGGGGCAGACAGGGCCUUUUACUCACCAGGCCCUGGCUCACCAGCAUCCCGGCACCUCCGUUAGGGCUGGGCAAACACUGUGGAAAGGGGACUUGGGGAACAUUUUCAAUUCCACAUUCCUGAUUAAAAGGUCUGGUUUUUUAAGGUGGGUUUUUCCCAUUCAUAUUUCAACAGAAAGUAUUUUUUAUUCUUGACCGUAUGCGAGUCACCCAUGAAAUCCAGACAUUUUCACCCCCAGCGGAUGCACAGGAGCCUCUCAGGUCUGUCCUAGAGGCAGCGGGUGGCUGUUGGGCAGGCCACUGCUGGGACAGGGCCUGUGGGCCCACCCAGUGCCUUUCCUGGCCCUCACUGCCAGUGCCAAACCGCCCCUCAGCAGGGCAGGGCCAGUCCUGGUGACCCCACUUCCUCUCUGUCUCCUCUUUACUCCCCACCCCAGUGCGUCUCACCUGCUGAGCCCACCCCUUUCUCAGCGUCAGAGCCCCUAGCUCUUCUCUAGCCUGGGGCCUUGGCCCCAUUAGGAGAAGGAGAAAUGACUGGAAACCAGCACUUUGAGCCCUCCUCGGUUUAGGGAGGGUCGCCGUCUUGCCCACCCCCAAUCCCCGUGCCCUCCUCACCCCUCUACAGACAGGGGCACUGCUGCAGAUGCUCCAGGCCCACCUUGGUGGGUGCCCGGGGUCACACUCUCUGCCUGACUGACCCCUGCCAGGGCACAGAUAGGCAGGACCCUAGAGACAGCAGGCAGCUGGGCCCUGCACUGUGGAGAAGUGACCUGGUCCUUCGCCCUAAGCUGUGCAGGGCAUGCGGGGGAGCUGCCCUGUGGAUGCAGCCGCCGCCUCACAAAGCCAUGAAUUCCCAAAGCAUCACUGAACUUGCCCAGCCAGGACACUGGAGACUGAAGAACUUCCCCGGAGCAGGACUGCCUUUGAAGGGGCCUUGAUGCUGGGGUGGGAGCCUGGAAUUGUUUUUGAAGUGAAGUUCAGACCCUCCAGGCUUCAGGGAAAUGUGGGUUUGCUGGUCUCUCUGUCGCCUUCUCCCAUCUCUCCUGGACCCAGCGGGCCCUCAGUCCUAGCUGUCUUACCUGCGCUCAGCUUGGAGUCUGAGGCCUCAGGUGGAGAUCCACCUGUCACUGUCAGAGAUGAGCCCACCCCCACCCCUCCCUGGGGGUGAUCAGCUGCUGAGUCACCCACCCAGCUUUGGAGCUGGAUGCCUGUGCAGAACAGAGGUGGCAGUGGCAGGCAGGUGGAGGCUGUGCACAGCUUCUCCCGGUCAUGGCGCACACCUGUGCCCAGAUGCCAAUACCUCCUAAGCCAGGAGCUGGGUUAUGCACCCGCCGUGACCACAAGCCUGGCCUGGUCAGAGCCCUCAUUGCCCCAUCCCUGAGUGGGCAGGAGUCUGGCCUGGGGAGGGCUUAGGCCUGUGAGGAUUCUUCCCGAAGGUGCCCUUGGAAACAGACUAAUUCUCAGGGAAAUCAGAUUGCGGUAAAAUGGGAUGGAAACAGACAACAUUCAGAUCUGCGAUUUCCUGUCCUUGAAGGCCCCUUUCAGAUUACAAGUUGGCACCCUCUGCCCAUCUAGGUGCCGCAGCUUCCCCCAAGGACAAUAGAUGGUAGGGCCAGAGAAGAGAAGAGAAACUGGGGGAGGGAGGCCCAGUGGAGGGCCAUGGCACAUGACCUGGUUCUGCCCUGCCAGUGGGCUCAGCCCCUCUCCAUCCUCAGCCAAGCGCCUCUGAGGGCACUUGUUUCCCCUUCUCACCCAUGUUUUUUUGA
Pan troglodytes (chimpanzee) is the source of this 5345-nucleotide messenger RNA. RefSeq names its product putative pleckstrin homology domain-containing family M member 1P. The transcript is spliced from 4 exons. NCBI's taxonomy places the organism in Eukaryota, Metazoa, Chordata, Mammalia, Primates, Hominidae. The record is from RefSeq and is a predicted model, not a curated record. Bases 2873 to 3304 code for a protein of 143 amino acids.